Juglans microcarpa x Juglans regia is the source of this 1118-nucleotide messenger RNA. Its product is annotated as zinc finger protein CONSTANS-LIKE 4-like. Gene Ontology annotation, molecular function: zinc ion binding. The record is from RefSeq and is a predicted model, not a curated record. Lineage: Eukaryota; Viridiplantae; Streptophyta; Magnoliopsida; Fagales; Juglandaceae. The transcript is spliced from 2 exons. The coding region runs from base 119 to 892 and encodes 257 amino acids.
UCUCUUCGCUUCCUCUCACGCAUCCAUCGGUGAGGAGAGAGGAAAUUCCCUAGAAAGGGUGAGAGAGCGGAGAGAAAAUACAGAGACCGAAUCGAACCUUUUCUGGAGGAGGGAAGAGAUGAAGAACUGCGAGCUCUGCAAGGUCCCGGCUCGGACCUACUGCGAGUCGGACCAGGCGAGUCUGUGCUGGAACUGCGACGCCAAGGUCCACGGAGCCAACUUCCUCGUGGCUCGCCACUCUAGAACCCUACUCUGCCACUCGUGCCAUUCCCAAACCCCGUGGAAAGCAUCCGGUUCCAAGCUUGGCCACACGGUCUCCGUGUGCGAGAGCUGCGUCCGUGGAACCGGAAACAAAGAAGAAGAACGACAAAGCGAAGGAGGUAACGAUGUUGAUCUCCGACAAGACGACGAUGAUAAUGAGGUUGAUGAUAUUUUCAAUGAUCAUGACUUUGAUGAUGCAAGUGAUGAGGAGGAGGAGGAGGAGGAAGAGGAGGAGGAGGCUGAUAAUCAAGUGGUUCCAUUGUCUACGACACUGCCCCCGCCUUCGACCAGCUCUUCGAGUAGCGAAGAAGUGUCGGUGACAACGCUUUCCUUAAAGCGAAUGCGUGAGAAUAGUUCAGAUCUUCGAGACCCUCGGGUUAUGCAGGACGAUCUCGGCUUUUUUUCAUUUAAACGGGGGAACGAUGCAGCAUUGACGGCUCAGGCGGGUGACGGCGACGGCGAGGCGACUUCAUUGAGGCCAUGGAAGGAUCGGGCGGUUCAGGUUGACGGCGGUGCGGCAUCUUCUUCGGCGAUGAUAAAGUCGAUGAGGAGAAUCCGUGGGCGAGAUUUAUGUGACCAGAGCAAAGAAUCCGUAGCCGUUGAUGAGGAUCCGUCGAAUAGUGUUAGUUAGCCGUCCGAUUUGAAGUAGUCUGUGGUUACGGUAGAUAUAGUAUUUAAUUAUAAUUUAAGCCCUCUUCUUACAACAGCAGUGGUAGUUGUUGACUAUUUAAUUUAACUUGUUAGUACUAAAUUUAUAGGUUUUAUUUAGAUAGAAUAUUAUUGGGUGGAAUGGAACGAAGAAGGAGAUUGUGGUUUUGAUUUUUGUUGUAAUUGAUAAUUGCUAACAUAUUAGAUGA